Nelumbo nucifera (sacred lotus) is the source of this 2181-nucleotide messenger RNA. RefSeq names its product transcription factor TGA2.2-like. NCBI's taxonomy places the organism in Eukaryota, Viridiplantae, Streptophyta, Magnoliopsida, Proteales, Nelumbonaceae. Gene Ontology annotation, biological process: regulation of DNA-templated transcription; DNA-templated transcription. Gene Ontology annotation, molecular function: sequence-specific DNA binding; DNA-binding transcription factor activity. The record is from RefSeq and is a predicted model, not a curated record.
UGCUUUGCAUUCGUUUCGUCAUCUCAUCACGAUAGCAUCCACUUUUCGCAAAGUUCGAUAUUAAAACGAGUUAUAUUUGGAGAGAGGAAGAACGGAGGAGUGGAGAGAGAGAGAGAGAGAGAGGGAAGGAGACAGAGUCACAGAGGAGAGGAGAGAGAGAGAGUUGGGUUGAAAUGCAUUGGGAGACUAAAAUCCCGGAGUCAGAAAAAUAAUAAAAGCCAGAGCUGAAAUAAAAAGGAGCCGUACUGAUUCGCUAUCUUGUUGAAAAAGAUAGAAGCAGAUUUCGUCAUCUUCAUGUUCUGUCUCUGAUGCUUAUUCAUCCUUCCCCUUUCAACAUAUCUCUUGUUGGUGGUGGUCUUGGGGUUGUCGUUGGCUUCAGGAGGGAGAUGGUUUCGAGAUAGUAGAAAUGCAGAGCUUCGUAGAAGUCUCGACCAACUCCAUAAUGUAUUGUUCUUCCUCAUUUGUUCGAUGUGAUGAAGGUAGCCGUAAUCAGUCUCGGUUUUUGGAUCUUGGGGAGCUUGAACAGUCUACUGGAUUCCACCAUGACGAUGUCGUUAAUGUAAAUCCAGGCUCAGUUUUUGGUUUGAAGUCGAGUAACGUCGCUGUUUCUACUAGUCCACAGUUUGGCGGCUUAAGCACGAACAUUAGUUCGUCGGAUAUAACUUCAGCAACAGGAGUCGAUACAGGGCAGUACUCGUUCCAUAAGGGGACAAUGCCCGUUGCUGCUCCCUUGGGGAAUGGGCAUUUUGAGAACUGGGGGGACUCUGGAAUGGUUGAUAACAGCCAACAGACAGAUACAUCUACGGAUCUGGAUACAGAUGAAAAAAACCAGUUUCGAGGUGUUCAGCAAGGAGCACUGGUGUCUGUGGAUUCUACAGACAGAUCAAAGACCAAAUCCGAUCAGAAGACACUUCGUAGAUUGGCUCAGAAUCGUGAAGCAGCACGGAAAAGCCGUCUAAGGAAGAAAGCAUAUGUUCAGCAACUGGAGAGUAGCAGGUUGAAGCUCACUCAGCUAGAGCAAGAGAUUCAGCGAGCACGACAGCAGGGUAUUUUUAUUGCAAAUGGAUAUUCAGGAGACCAAAGCCAUUCAGCAGGUGGAAAUGGGGCUUUAGCAUUCGAUAUGGAAUAUGCACGGUGGCUUGAUGAGCAUCAGAGGCAUAUAAAUGAUUUGAGAACAGCUGUGAACUCUAGUGUGGGUGAUAAUGACCUUCGCCUUCUUGUUGAUAAUGUUAUGACUCAUUAUGAUGAAUUAUUCAGGCUAAAAAGUAUAGGUGCAAAGUCUGAUGUAUUCCACAUGCUCUCAGGCAUGUGGAAGACACCUGCGGAGAGGUGUUUUAUGUGGUUGGGGGGCUUCCGUUCAUCUGAACUUCUCAAGAUUCUUGGGAACCAUCUAGAACCAUUAACAGAUCAGCAGUUGAUGGGCAUAUGUAAUUUGCAGCAAUCUUCCCAACAAGCUGAGGAUGCCUUGUCUCAAGGGAUGGAAGCUUUGCAACAAUCUCUUGCAGAAACCCUAUCAUCUGGUUCUCUUGGUCCUUCUGGUUCUGGAAAUGUUGCUGAUUACAUGGGCCAGAUGGCACUUGCAAUGGGCAAGCUUGGAACACUGGAAAACUUCCUUCACCAGGCUGACCUCCUACGACAGCAGACUCUGCAACAAAUGCAUCGUAUAUUGACCACCCGCCAAGCAGCCCGUGCCCUGCUUGUGAUUAGUGAUUACUUUUCACGGCUGCGGGCACUAAGUUCGUUAUGGUUGGCACGCCCUAGGGACUGAUGGUGUCUUCUUUAGUAUCUUGGCCUUUUGCUGUAGUAAGGUUGCAGAUGGGUUUAAGUUUGCAAUGAUGUAUACAAAGAAUGCCCGAGAGAAUUUGAUGCUGUAAGGUUGAAAGGAAUGGAGAGAUGCAAAUUGAUCAUCAGAUAUGCUCCGAGGGCUUCAGAAUCUCAGAUCGACGACAGCAACUUGGCUUAUAGAUUUGUCACAUCUUAUAUAUCAUAUUCCUUACUCUGAACAUACUGGUAUAGUUAAUCACUUUAUUUACUGAUAUGUUUCAUGUUCCUUUUUCUAUCAGUUAAUUAGAUUAGGUUUUAGGGGAUUGUUAUCGUUGUUCUUACAACAGCAGUGACUGUUUAACGUUACUAUGUAAAUAAUGACUAUAUUUCUCUUAUCUCUAAUCUUUAUUCCUGUUA